AUGGCACCAUCUCCGAAAGCCAAGAAAACUGGAGGCGCCAAAGCUUCAACGUUAGCGGGCGGCGCAGCUGCCGGCCCUUCGGCGCGCAAAUCAACAGCUGCAGGAAAGAGGCCGGCAGGGAAAAAAGCUGCAAAUGUACAACCCGGCGACCCAACACCAACGGGGAAGAGACGUCGUUACAAACCCGGCACUGUCGCCUUGAAAGAAAUUCGUCGUUACCAACGAUCAUAUGACCUUCUGAUUGCAAAACUCCCCUUCGCUCGUCUCGUCCGUGAAGUCGCACUGGAUUUACUCCCCGCCGAUGUGGGCGCAGAGCUGCGUUGGCAAUCACAUGCCAUCCAGGCCUUGCAAGAAGCUGCAGAGGCUUUUAUGGUGCACUUAUUCGAGGAUACCAAUCUAUGUGCCAUCCACGCCAAACGUGUGACCAUCAUGCAGAAAGAUAUCCAACUAGCGAGGAGAAUUCGUGGUGUUUGGGGCGGUCUGGGCUGA
Penicillium diatomitis is the source of this 489-nucleotide messenger RNA. Its product is annotated as histone H3 family protein. The transcript is spliced from 2 exons. Gene Ontology annotation, molecular function: DNA binding; structural constituent of chromatin; protein heterodimerization activity. The record is from RefSeq and is a predicted model, not a curated record. Gene Ontology annotation, cellular component: nucleosome. Bases 1 to 489 code for a protein of 162 amino acids. Lineage: Eukaryota; Fungi; Ascomycota; Eurotiomycetes; Eurotiales; Aspergillaceae.